AUGUCAUAUGAGUCAAAGUUAACGCCCUAUCAGAAUCACAGCAGGCCUGAUGUCCUGGAGGGUCGUCUGGGCGGUCAGGAGAGGACGCUGGCUGUGCUGCUGGAGCAGGCGUUUGCCAUCAAAGCGGAGGUGGCAGCAGGCCUGCAGUCCGCCAAGGGCUCCGUCCAGGUCGAGGCACUUUCCCGCAAGCUGCUGGAGAGUCACAUAAUGACCAUCACACGCAUUGUCAAGCAGCUCAAUGUGGACAUACAGGCACUAGAGAGACAGAUCGCCCAGCGGGACUCUGUCACAUAUGGAACUUCACUGGCUGUUCAAAGCUUAGACCAGAAAACCCUGGCCGGCAUUGGAGACCUAAGAGGAAGAGUUGCCAGGUGUGAUGCCAGCAUCGCCAAGCUGAGCGCCAAUGUGAGCUCUGGGGAGCGGCACAUGAUCAGGCUGCAGCAGGAGAUGAAAGAGCUCAGAGCAGGUGUGGAUGUGAAGCUGGAGGAGCUGGAAGUCAAGCUUCAUCGUGACCUUGACAGACUGUCGGCAUCAUUGACAGAGCUCACCCAGAACCAGAGGAGCUCCAUGUGCGAUCUGCAUAUACAAGUUCAACUACUAGAUGAGAAGAUGUCAGGUGGGCUUAGGGAGGCCAAGGAGCAGACAGAUUCACUGAGAAAGUGGACAGAACAACAGCUCAACAGCUUUCUGCAGACACAUGCACAGAGCAGCCAGCACGACUCACAACUACAAGAUAAAAUGGGUUUUAAUUGCUGGGUCUUACUUGUAUGUGUGUUUUGUGUUCAGUUGGAGUCAGAAUCUAAAUUAGCCAUUCUGCUGCAUGCUCUGGAGGCCCGGGUGGAGCUGUCUGAGACCCAGCGAGUACAAUCUGACCAAAGUCAUGCAGAUCGGCUGAAACGCUGUGAAACCAAACUCAGAGAGAGAGUGAGCUCAGUAAAGAGCAGCCUGCAUCAGGAGCUGCAGCUGCUCAAACACGAAUACUUAAAAGGGUUCCGCUCUGUGCAUGAUUCCAUGGAGUCCCUGAGGCAGAUAGGGGACAUCAAAUCUCGUCUUGACAAGGACGAGCUGCAGAAGGAUAACAGGCACGUGCAGCAAGGUGGCAGAGAUCAGUGA
Messenger RNA from Paralichthys olivaceus (Japanese flounder), 1113 nucleotides. The record is from RefSeq and is a predicted model, not a curated record. Lineage: Eukaryota; Metazoa; Chordata; Actinopteri; Pleuronectiformes; Paralichthyidae.